CGCGGCCUCCCGGCGCCGGCCCACGGUCGCCAACCUGGAGCGGCGGGGGCGUCUUGCGAGGCGGGCGCGGCCGACUUCGGGGCCCGGGAUGGCGUCGAGAGCGGGUCCCCAGGACCGGGAAGGGCUCCUGAUCGUGAAGCUGGAGGAAGACUGCGCCUGGAGCCAGGAGCCGCCUCCACCCGACGCCGGGCCCAGCCCCGAGGCCUCCCACCUGCGCUUCCGACGGUUCCGCUUCCAAGAGGCCGCGGGGCCCCGGGAGGCGCUCAGCCGGCUGCAGGAGCUGUGCCACGGCUGGCUGCGGCCCGAGCUGCGCACCAAGGAGCAGAUCCUGGAGCUGCUGGUGCUGGAGCAGUUCCUGACCAUCCUGCCGCAGGAGAUCCAGAGCAGGGUGCAGGAGCUGCACCCCGAGAGCGGCGAGGAGGCCGUGAGCCUGGUGGAGGAUAUGCAGAGAGAGCUCGGGAGACUGAGGCAGCAGGUCACAAACCAUGGGCGGGGAACAGAAGUGCUUUUGGAGGAGCCUUUGCCUCUGGAAACAGCACGCGAGUCAGCGAGCUUCAAGCUGGAGCCCAUGGAGACUGAGCGAAGCCCUGGCCCCAGGCUGCAGAAGCUGCUAGGCCCCAGCCCCCAAAGGGACCCCCAGGCUGUAAAGGAGAGGGCAUUAUCUGCUCCCUGGCUUUCUCUCUUUCCUCCUGAAGGGAACAUGGAAGACAAGGAGAUGGCUGGGUCCCAGUUGCCGGAGAGCUUAGAGGACGUGGCUAUGUACAUCUCCCAGGAGGAGUGGGGGCAGCAGGGGCUAAAUAAGAGGAUGCUCUCCCAGGACAUGGAGCAGGAAACUUACGACAAUGUGGAUGUGCUGGAGUCUCAGGUUACCAGUCAUGAGGUGCUAAACACACAAAUGGAACAAGGGGAAAAGCUGUGGGACCCCAGUUACAAGGACUGCAAAGAGGGCCUGCGGCUUCGAAGCCCAGCUCCAGGUCAAGAGAAAUUUGAGAACCAAGAAGAAAAUGGUCAUUGUGUUUUUCCUGAGAAUGUUCAUCCUCAGGGGCUGCUCCCUGGUCAGGCCAGAGGGGAGAUGUCUUGGAGUCCUGAAAAGGGCAGGUCUCAAGACAGGGCAGAAGGGCACUGGGAGCCUCACUCUGAGGAGCGGAUAGAGCAGUCUUUACUGGGGACUACAGGCUACAGAGAACUGGGGCGACCAAAGGAACUGCAGCCAAAGAAGCUUCAUUUGUGUCCAAUGUGUGGCAAAAAUUUUUCUAACAACUCGAACUUGGUUAGGCACCAGAGAAUACAUGCAGCGGAAAGACUGUGUAUGGGUGUAGAGUGCAGUGAACUCUUUGGUGGGAAUCCCCACUUUUUAUCACUGCACCGAGCACACUUGGGAGAGGAAGCCCACAAAUGCCUUGAGUGUGGAAAGAGUUUCAGUCAGAAUACACAUCUCACCCGCCAUCAGCGUACACACACGGGUGAGAAGCCUUACCAGUGUAAUGUGUGUGGAAAAAGCUUCUCUUGCAACUCUAACCUGCACAGACACCAGAGAACGCACACAGGUGAAAAGCCCUACAAGUGUCCUGAGUGCGGGGAGAUCUUUGCUCACAGUUCCAACCUCCUCAGGCACCAGAGAAUUCACACGGGAGAGAGACCCUAUAAGUGUGCUGAGUGUGGAAAAAGUUUUUCUCGUAGUUCGCAUCUUGUCAUACACGAAAGAACCCAUGAGAAAGAGAGGCUUUUCCCCUUCUCUGAGUGUGGGGAAGCAGUGAGCAACAGCACCCCAUUUCUGACACAUCACACAAUCCCCAAGGCAGAGAAGAAACUUUUUGAAUGUUUGACUUGUGGAAAAAGCUUCCGGCAAGGCAUGCACCUCACCAGACACCAGAGGACACACACUGGAGAAAAACCAUAUAAAUGUACCCAUUGUGGGGAAAAUUUCUCUCAUAGAUCCAACCUAAUCAGGCAUCAGAGAGUUCACACAGGAGAGAAGCCUUACACCUGUCAUGAGUGUGGAGACAGUUUUUCUCACAGCUCCAAUCGGAUUCGUCACUUGAGGACCCACACAGGAGAGAGACCCUAUAAAUGUAAUGAAUGUGGAGAAAGCUUUUCUCGGAGUUCCCGCCUCAUGAGCCACCAGAGGACUCACACUGGAUAAAACGAUGGGAUUCCUCUGGCCUGGAUGCCCUGGCAUGUUCAGAGGGUCCUAACGUUAGCUGGCAUUCCUUGCUCAGCUGACAAAUGGCUUGACAUUUUCACAGUCAUUGGGAAAUAGGUGCAGAAGCUGCAAUGGAUUUGUCCAAAACUGAAAAGAAAUCUGUCAGAACUGAUGAUGACAAGUCUGAGAGGCUUUGCUCAGGGCAGAAUCCCUGGGUUCCUCCCUGUGCCUGGUGCAUCUGCUCCACUGAUAAUAUAGCCAGCUUGUGAUUUGGGUGCCUUACUGUUUCCAGAGGCUCUUCCCCACAGUGGGAAUCUAUGAUUUUUUUAGUUCUGCUUUCUCACUUGGGACGUUCAGCAGCAGCUUCUAGAAACCACCUGGAGGCCACAGAAGACUGGUGUGUUGCAGCUUUCCCAAGCCUUCCUGGGAAGCACCUUGCCAUUUCCCUUACUCCUCAGCGACCACCACAGGAGGAUCAAUGGUCAGGUCAUAUACAUGAAGUUCAAUAGAAUCCAGCGACUUGAGGGAAGUAGGAAGAUGGAAUUUGUCGACCAGGGCAGGAAUUGGCAAAGGAAAUAGGAGCCUGCAUUAGUCUGCCUACCCUUUGCAGAACUCACUUCUAUCAGAGAAGGGAAAUAGUUUCUUGAGAAUGUGGAUCCUUGAAAUCCAUAUUAGGGAUCAUUCCUUUCCCUAUUGGAAAUGUUUGGUAAUAAAUAUCUUCAGGAAA
This is a messenger RNA of Suncus etruscus (white-toothed pygmy shrew), 2870 nucleotides long. It is a transcript of the gene ZNF263, whose product is annotated as zinc finger protein 263. The coding region runs from base 89 to 2143 and encodes 684 amino acids. The transcript has 6 exons. Lineage: Eukaryota; Metazoa; Chordata; Mammalia; Eulipotyphla; Soricidae. Gene Ontology annotation, molecular function: RNA polymerase II cis-regulatory region sequence-specific DNA binding; DNA-binding transcription factor activity, RNA polymerase II-specific. Gene Ontology annotation, biological process: regulation of transcription by RNA polymerase II. The record is from RefSeq and is a predicted model, not a curated record.